ACAUUUGUACUACGCAUGCGCGCCGGUCGGUUAUUCUGAAGGGAGCAGCGAAAAUGGCGUCCGUUACAAAUUAUAGUAGCUACAGUCAGGCUGGUGCCCAGCAAGCGUACGGCUCAUACGCAGCCCAGCCCGCUCAGGGAUACGCACAAACGGCACAGCAGGGCUUUCCUCAGCAGGACUACAGUUCAUACGCCCAGCCCGCCGCUGCCACUGAUUCUACUUACAGCCAAACAGCUGCCUCUGCUGCUGCUGCUGCUGCUGCUGCUGGAUACACACAACAGCAAUACGCAGCAUCGUAUGGACAGUCCACCACACCAGCUGCUUAUGGCACUCCUCAGGCUGGAGCUCAGGGCUACACUCAGCCUGCACAGGCCUACGGGACUAGCAGCUAUGCUAACACCACUGCAGCUGCCACUCCACCGGUCACUCAGGCGUCGUACGGCACGCAGCCGGGAUACACCGCCCAGUCCGCUUACUCUGGAUACGGCCAGCAGGCUGCCUCGGCUCCACAGAGUUACAGCGCUAGCACUCAGCCCACCUACACCCAGGGAGGCUACCAGGCCCAGCAGGCGGCCUACGGGGGGCAGCAGCAGGCUGCCUACACUCAAGGCCCGCCCCAACAGCCUCCAUCUGCAGCCUACCCUCCUCCUCCAUCCAACGCCUCCUAUACUCAGCCUCAGUAUGGUCAGGCUGGCGCUGCUCAGAGCGGAUACAACCAGUCUGGACCCUAUGGUGGUUACGGUCAGGGCGGUGCAAGUGGAGGUUAUGGUGGCUCUCAACGUGGAGGUUACCCAGGAGAAGGCCCCGGUCGUGAUGGUUAUGACAGGCCAGGGAUGCGUGGUGGACCUCGGGGUCGCGGCCCAAUGGGUCGGGGAAUGGGCAUGGCUGGAGACAGAGGUGGCUUCAGUAAGCCUGGUGGACCCAUGAGGGAUGGGAUGGAAGGACACCCAGGUGAGCAGGAUGAGUCUGAGAACAGCACCAUCUACAUCACUGGGUUGACUGAGAAGGUCACGCUUCCCGACAUGGCUGAUUUCUUUAAGCACUCUGGCACCAUACGGAUAAACCGGCGCCUCAACCAGCCAGCCAUCAACAUCUACACCGAUAAAGACACGGGCAAACCGAAAGGAGACGCCACGCUGUCCUAUGACGAGCCGUCGUGUGCCAGAGCUGCCGUGGAGUAUUUUAACGGUAAGGAGUUCCAGGGGCGGAGACUAAACGUGUCGAUGGCACGGAGGAAAACCGUACCAGGGUUCAUGAGGGGAGGAAUGAGAGGAGGACCAAACAUGAUGGAUCGUGGAGGUAUGAUGGGACGGGGCGGAGACAGAGGUGGGUUCCCUCCCCGUGGAGGUCCUCGAGGUGCCAUGGCCUGGGGAGGACCACCGGGAGCCAACAACGUCUCAAAGCGAGCCGGGGACUGGCAGUGCCCGAACCCUGGUUGUGGGAACCAGAACUUCGCCUGGAGAACAGAGUGUAACCAGUGCAAAGCUCCAAGACCCGAGGGCAUGAUGCCUCCUCCAGGUGGAGAGCGAGGCAGGGGUGGGAUGUUUCGUGGGGGCAGAGGGAUGGACCGUGGUGGCCCUGGGGGAAUGCGUGGAGGCUGGGGAGGAGAACCCGGGGGCUUUAGGGGUGGCCGAGGGGGAAUGGACCGAGGAGGAUUCAGAGGAGGAAGCCGUGGAGGACCGCCGAUGGACCGUGGAGCGAGGAGAGGGAUGGGGCCCGGAAAGAUGGAUAUGAGGGAUCAGCGUCAGGAGCGCAGGGACAGACCGUACUGAAGCCUUUCACACGUCCACACUGAUGAGCCUGUGAAAGCUUUUUAAAUGGUCUUUUUAAUUCCAAGUCCAUAUUUAUACAGUUAUCGAAGCCCUGGCGCAUACACACCAGCCUGUGUGACGACUUCUUUAUUACCCUCUCUAGAAGUAUAGUUUGAGGUUUAGGCUUUUUUUUCCAGUAUGUUUCUUCAAUAUAUUCAGUUUAAUUUUGUGCCGUUAUACCACUUCCCCUCCAUGCAGCUUAUUUUUUAAAUAAACUUCAACUGGAUUCUUUUUAACGUGAUGUGUGACGUGUUGUGUGGUAUUUCCUGUCUUCAGUGUGUGAUGACUGGAUGCUAAUCGUGUCUCACUCCGUGUGGAUGACAGAUUUUGCUUUUAUUAGCUCCUGUGGUUGAAGCAGCGAUGUCGCAAAACAGCUGCUGUCCUGAAGUAAUCCUGAAAAUAUUACUCACUUAUAGUUGGUGGCUUUGUUUGAAUGCAUAUACUUCCCCGCUUAUUUUUAUACAUUGUAGAGUUGAUCAGCAAUAACAUGCGGAUAAAUCAAAAGCUUCUGUAAAAACCAAUUGUACCAAAUACUGAAAGAAUAAACUCGAAUCAUGGUGCAGUUCACACUUUCACCACAA
This is a messenger RNA of Neoarius graeffei (lesser salmon catfish), 2392 nucleotides long. RefSeq names its product EWS RNA-binding protein 1b (gene ewsr1b). Gene Ontology annotation, cellular component: nucleus. Gene Ontology annotation, biological process: regulation of DNA-templated transcription. Lineage: Eukaryota; Metazoa; Chordata; Actinopteri; Siluriformes; Ariidae. Bases 54 to 1772 code for a protein of 572 amino acids. Gene Ontology annotation, molecular function: RNA binding; transcription coregulator activity. The record is from RefSeq and is a predicted model, not a curated record. The transcript is spliced from 16 exons.